Molecule: messenger RNA, 2691 nt
Organism: Gorilla gorilla gorilla (western lowland gorilla)
Lineage: Eukaryota; Metazoa; Chordata; Mammalia; Primates; Hominidae
Gene: MNAT1
Product: MNAT1 component of CDK activating kinase
Exons: 8
Coding region: 224-1153 (309 amino acids)
Biological process (GO): regulation of transcription by RNA polymerase II; positive regulation of cyclin-dependent protein serine/threonine kinase activity; nucleotide-excision repair
Cellular component (GO): transcription factor TFIIH holo complex
Molecular function (GO): cyclin-dependent protein serine/threonine kinase activator activity
Source: RefSeq, a predicted model, not a curated record
GCUUUAUGGAAGGCUAAGACCAAGCCCUAGAUGCAAGACCGGGGGAACUGACUGCCGGAACGUUUGUAUUGCAGCGCCUCGCCCCUUGCCGGUGCUCUUUCGCGAAGGGACCGUCUCUGCCAAGCGCCUGUUGGUAGGAACCUGCUUGGUCGCGUCUGAGGGGGCUUGUAGGUGGCUCUGGCUGAAACAGGCGCCUGGGAGAGUCUGUAGGAGGGAAACCGCCAUGGACGAUCAGGGUUGCCCUCGGUGUAAGACCACCAAAUAUCGGAACCCCUCCUUGAAGCUGAUGGUGAAUGUGUGCGGACACACUCUCUGUGAAAGUUGUGUAGAUUUACUGUUUGUGAGAGGAGCUGGAAACUGCCCUGAGUGUGGUACUCCACUCAGAAAGAGCAACUUCAGGGUACAACUCUUUGAAGAUCCCACUGUUGACAAGGAGGUUGAGAUCAGGAAAAAAGUGCUAAAGAUAUACAAUAAAAGGGAAGAAGAUUUUCCUAGUCUAAGAGAAUACAAUGACUUCUUGGAAGAAGUGGAAGAAAUUGUUUUCAACUUGACCAACAAUGUGGAUUUGGACAACACCAAAAAGAAAAUGGAGAUAUACCAAAAGGAAAACAAAGAUGUUAUUCAGAAAAAUAAAUUAAAGCUGACUCGAGAACAGGAAGAACUGGAAGAAGCUUUAGAAGUGGAACGACAGGAAAAUGAACAAAGAAGAUUAUUUAUACAAAAAGAAGAACAACUGCAGCAGAUUCUAAAAAGGAAGAAUAAGCAGGCUUUUUUAGAUGAGCUGGAGAGUUCUGAUCUCCCUGUUGCUCUGCUUUUGGCUCAGCAUAAAGAUAGAUCUACCCAAUUAGAAAUGCAACUUGAGAAACCCAAACCUGUAAAACCAGUGACGUUUUCCACAGGCAUCAAAAUGGGUCAACAUAUUUCACUGGCACCUAUUCACAAGCUUGAAGAAGCUCUGUAUGAAUACCAGCCACUGCAGAUAGAGACAUAUGGACCACAUGUUCCUGAGCUUGAGAUGCUAGGAAGAUUUGGGUAUUUAAACCAUGUCAGAGCUGCCUCACCACAGGACCUUGCUGGAGGCUAUACUUCUUCUCUUGCUUGUCACAGAGCACUACAGGAUGCAUUCAGUGGGCUUUUCUGGCAGCCCAGUUAACCAUUUAUAAGAUUUGGACCUUGGAGCUGAACCAGGGAGCUAGCAAAAGUAAAGCAGACUUAUAAAAUUAUAGCUAUGUGCAGCUGCACAACACAGUCCUACCACUAGCAGCUGUGUUAAAGUAUUUAUAAGGAGAAAAUUUCAGAACUAAGUUGAGUAAUAUAGGGGAUAUAUAUUUGUGAAAAAGAAUUUUUACUUAUAUUUUUCAGAGGAUUUGACACGAUAAGCCUCAUCUGAUGGAAGAGAGGAAUAAAUAAUUCACCUGUAUGUGUUUGAGGUUGUGACAGACUUACAAAAUCUUUUUAAAAAAUAAAGCUAUAAUUUAUAUUAAGUUCUGUGGUUUUUCUAUUAUUACAGUGUUUUACUUGAACACAUUUUAAAUACCAUUUUGAUUACAACAUUUACUGUUAAUAUCCAAGUCUAUUAUUUCUUCUCAUAAAAUGUUCCCCUUUUUCCUAAUGUCUUGUUAAUACUAGUCCAGACAAGUGGAUAUAUUUCCUUUGACCAAGUUAUGGCAAGAAAAACCUGACCCAUGAUAAUGUCAUUCCCUCAAUACUAAGGACUCAAUGCCUGUAUUAAGCAGUGGAAAAUGAGGCAAACCUUGAUUAAGGUGUUAUAGUUCCCAGCUGUGAGCCACACUCAGGAUAAAACAAAACCCAGCAUUAACCUGCUUUAGUGACACAUUCAAAGAAGUAAGUUAAUAAAAUUUAAUACUUAAAUGAUACCUUUCACCUCCAAUGUAAGCUCAUUUUAUGAUGGAUCCUUUGGAGACUGGAGAAGGUACAUUUUAAGUACAGUUCCCCAUGUAUAAAUUGUAUACUGAUACAGUUUUUUUGUUGAAACUUCAAAGGCUUUUAUUACCAGGGUUUUGCUUAAAGAGUUUAGAUAUGAAUAGGAUGAUAUUGCAGCAUCUCAACCUUGUAUGAGUCUGUUACAUAGAGCAUUGGAUAUGGGAUAUAGUUUCUUAAGGAAAUUAAGGGAUUUCCUAUCAAAUCUCUAUUACAACAGAUGUUAGUUUUAUGGGUAGAAACUUAGGUGAAACAAGACUUGUGGUUACAUUAGGAUGGACUAUCCAUCUGUAACAACUCCGUCUUAUUUUACUAAGCAGGUAUUAAUUAAUUUUAGCAAUACAUCUUCAUCUUUAUUUUACUUAUAUCUUUGUUAAAUGAGAAAACCAAGGCAUCAAAUAAUUGAGUAGACAAAGAUCAUAUUCACAAGUUAGUAAAAAGCCAGAAUUAGAAUGCAGGUUUUUUUUUUAAUCAAAGUCCAGUUCCAUCUACAUUCUACCAGACUGCAUUCCUAUUCCUGUAUCUAUUAGGUAUUCCCGAACUGAAGAUUAGUGUUUUUAAGUACAGUCUAUAAAUCUGUUCAAAGAAUAGUUAGAACAUUGAAUGUAGAGUUAAGGCUUUGCAGCAGCCAAUUGCAAAAAUAAAGAAUCCAGUCUUUUGAAAAGAAACACUACUGCUUGUUCUCAUACCUUUUAUAUAUGUAUUUUAAAAAGAAUGAACUAAUUAAUAAAACAUAUCAAAGGCUUUUAA